Messenger RNA from Tetrahymena thermophila SB210, 3063 nucleotides. RefSeq names its product amidohydrolase family protein. Gene Ontology annotation, biological process: purine nucleobase catabolic process. The record is from RefSeq and is a predicted model, not a curated record. Lineage: Eukaryota; Ciliophora; Oligohymenophorea; Hymenostomatida; Tetrahymenidae. Gene Ontology annotation, cellular component: cytoplasm. Gene Ontology annotation, molecular function: allantoinase activity. The transcript has 3 exons.
AUGUAGAGCGAUUAAAAUAUCAUAAAACUAAUAUCAGAUUCUGAAAUGAUUUCUGGAGUUAAUAAAAAGUUCGAUCUUAGUAUUACCAGCACAAAAGUUUUGGUUGGAGAAGAUAAGUUUUAGAGGGCAGUAGUUUGCACUAAAAAUGAGAAAAUAGUAAGUAUAUUAAUUGACCCUACUUAAGAUUAGUUAGAAGAAAUAAGAAGACUCAGUAUUAACUUUGUAAACUAUGGAAAUAAGUAUAUAAUGAGCGGUAUCAUCGACAUGAAUGUUAGCUUACACUCUAAUUAUGAAGAAAAAGAGUGGUGCGAAAUAUAAAAUUUGACUAGAAUAGCUUUAGCUGGAGGUGUAACUAUGGUUGUUAAUAAUCCUCUUUUGGAAAAUGAAUAAAACAUAGUAGAAUUAAAUCAAUCAUUAUGUGAUUGCAGAGAGAAAAUAGAGGCUAUGCGAGAAGAAAGUUUUGUUGAUUUUGCUUAAUUAACACUCUUGACAAAGACUAAUUGUAAAGACAUGUUUGAUAAAGAUAAAAUUGAUCAUUUGAAAAAGUAUAUAGUAGGAUUUAGGACUUAUUUCUCUCCAUCUUUUUAACCUGAUGUUGAUUAUUGCUCAAAUAAGAGCUAAAUUUUACAAUUCAUAGAUUAAAUUAAGAAUUUAGAGAAUAUGAGUAUAUUUUUUCAUCCUAUCUACCUUUAGUGCGAAAAAGAAUUAGGAGUUACCAGUCCUAUGCGUAAUCUAAAAAUUAAAUCGAGAGUUGAUAUAUAAAAAACAACAGACUGUGUUAAUGAAAAAAAUAUUCCUUGUUCAGACGCAGUUCUAGGAGAGACUCAUGAAGAAGAAAGGUGGUCUUCGAUAGAAUUAGAGUCAAUUCGAAAUGAUUAAAUUCAACAAAAAUUACUAAAAAUAUUUCCUAUGGCUCAGUAGAAAACAAUGCAAUCAGCCUUAAAGUUACUAAGUAUUUAGGAAAAAAGCUAAUAUCUUUGUUAAUCAUAAAUUGAUUCAGGAGAGAACAAUAAAUCUGAUGAAGGAGAAUCUUAGAAUGAAGACUAAAAUGAUAAAUACUUAGAAUUUAAGAGACUCAAUGAUGCAAAGCAUAGUUUCCUUAGUAUAGAAAGCGAAGAUGAAAAUAUCAAUAACUAACAAAAAAUAAAUCCAAGUGAAAAUACUCAUCAGAAAUAAAACAAUUUAUCUUAGAAAGUAAAAUUUGUUAGACCUAUAUCUAUAAAUUUAGACAGCUCAAAAUUUAUAAACAUUUGCAAAAAUGACCACGGGUAAAGUUUUGAAGAAUUAACAGAAACAAGUAGCAUGACCACAUACAGAAAUAGCUUGUCACCUUAAAAAGAUUAAUCAAAACCUGAUAUAUGCAAAAAUGUUGAUAAUAAAAAUAGAAGCAGUAUACUUAAUAAUAUGGAAUAGAAUAAUAUAGACUCUAAACCAAUUUUAAAAUCUAAUGUUGUAUAAUUUUAAAAUGAAAUUAAACCAGAGGAUAGCCCAAGUUCACUUUUUUCGAUACGCCCAAAGUCAAAUUCUAAUCUCUUGAUAAGAAGGAAAUUGCAGUAAGUAAAAAAUGAAAAUAACUCAGUUAACUUCAACAGUAUGAGAAAAGUUCAUUUUUUAGUCCUUUCAAACUCUAAUUUAUGCUUACCUGCCUGCGAAUAAAUAGAGUAAAGUGAAGGGAUAGAUUCUAACAAAGGCAUGAAACUAAUAAACUCUAAAACCCAAACUAACUUGAUAGAUAAUUCCAUGCAAUAAAUAGAUGAAAAAGUAUUUGAUCAAGGUUAAGGUAUUAGCUUAAGUACAAUAAAUAUAGUUGGUGAAGGGUUCACUCGAAUCAGAAGUUAAACAUCUUCUAAUGUUUUGAGUUUAAAAUAAAAUACAAAAGACCUAGAAAAAAAGUAGAAAACUAGAAGAGAUUAUUUAAAUUUUUUGACUUUUCGUCCACCUUUUUGGGAAAAUAUAGCAAUAAAUUUUUUUAAAUAGAAAUUUGUCGAGUAUAAAUAGAAUAAAGUUACUUUUUAGCCAAAUCUCAUUUUUACAAAUGUUUCUAACUCCUACUCAGUUGCUAAAAUAUUUAGAUAGAAAUUGAGGAAUCCUAACUUUAAUUUGUACAUAGAAGUUUCUACUCCAUUUUUGUAUUUCGACUCCUCAAAUAUUAAUGAAGGUGAAACUAAAUUCAAAAAUGAGCCAGCUAUUUAUGAUAAACUAAAUAAAAAAUUACUGCUUUCAGAGUUGGAAGUAAAUUCAGUGAUUGAUUGUGUUGGAUCUAAUCAUUUUUAUGUUCCAUUAAAGUAUAAGCCUCCAGAUUUUACAGUAGCAUUUAAUGGUUUAAAUUCAAUUGGAGGAAAUUUGUAUACAAUAUGGACUCUUUCUUGGAUCAAUUUGAAGAGAAAAUUUAAAGAGUAAAUUAACUAGUAAUAAAAGGACAACCAUAUCAUUUAGUCAUAAACGUCAUAAUCAAAUUAAGAUACAUAAUAAAAGGGUUUAGUAGACAAAGAAAGUACUUCUAUCAAUUAUAAUGAGUAAAUAGUUGAAUCUACUGAUACUUAAUUAUAGGAUAUCAAUGAAAAUAAGGAUAUAAUAUAAAAUGAAUCAGAAGAUAUUAAAAUUAAAACAGAACAAGUAUAAUAUGAAUAAGAAAAAACAGAAGAAAAGAUUAUUGAAAUUUCUAAGUUGCUCUCAAUAAAUCCAUCAAAAAUUUUGGGUAUUCAAAAUUAAAAGGGAUAAAUAAAGGAAGGUUUAGAUGCUGAUUUUGUAGUUUGGGAUCCUUUUGAAAAAUCAAUAUUUGAUAUCCAAAAUUUCUAAUUAAAUUAAGAUAUAUCCUCUCUACAUAUUUAUGAUAAAAAAGUUUUUUAUGGGAAAAUAUAUUCUACGAUAAUUAGAGGCAACAUACUUUACAAUAUAUUUGAAAGUAGUGCUGAUUUUUAAGAUAAAAAGCAAAAUGAGCUAGAUUAAAAAGAAAAUAAAAAAAAAUAAUUAUUUUAAAAUGAUAUGACAAAAGAAGAAUAAAUUAAGCAUUUAUUUAAAGAUAAAUCUACUUUUAAAGCAAAAUUAAUCACCAAAAUAUGA